AUGUCGAUUACUGCCAACCUUGGUCGCGUUGCCUCCUUGUUUCCCCAUAUCGAGAAGGAUUGGUGGAAGAAGGCCUACAAUGAGAUGUACCUCUACACCGAUGGCGACUGUGUCGAAGUUCCCGCAAUCACAGAAACCGAAUGCAACGACCUCAUUGGAAUUCCUAGCGUGCAGCAGAUGUUACAGACUCAAGAAUCCCCGAUCAAAGUAUUGGAUCUAUGCUGUGGCCAAGGCCGACAUAGCAUCAAUCUUGCCAAACGCUUUCCAUCAGUGAACUUUUGCGGCAUCGAUCAAAGCACCUACCUCCUCGGCCUUGCUCGAGAAAGGGCAAUUGCAGAAAACGUGCAGGGUAACGUCACGUUUCAGAAGGGAGACCUUCGUCAGGUUCCUGCAGCGAACUGUUCCUUUGAUCUGGUCAUACUUCUAGGGAAUUCUUUUGGACACUGUAAUGAUGAAGGUGACCUACAGUCCCUCCGCGAGGUCUGUCGGGUCCUGAAGCCAGGAGGAAUUUUCAUCAUUGAUCACGUGGAUGGAUCGUGGAUUAGAUCCAACUUCAGUCAAAGUGGAUGGGAAUGGCUUGAGGGCAAAGAAACACUUCUGGCCUGUCGUGAACGAGAGCUUUCUCCGGAUAAAACCCUGCUUGCCAGCCGAGAGAUUGUGAUUGAUUUGGAAGGUCCUUCCAUUCGCCAGGAUCUUUUUUAUUCCGUCAGGCUUUACGAUCUGGAGGAAAUGGACAAUCUUCUGCAAAGAUCGGGGCUAUCCCUGCAAGCAGAGGAUGGGAUAAAGAUCACAACGGCGAAGCGAGACGGCUCUGGAGACAUGGGCAUGAUGGAGCGCAGACAAUUGGUCGUUGCACAGAAGCCAGUCAAGUCCACAGCCUCCAAUGCUUUGGAUCAAGAUGCGGAUGUCUACGUACAUCCAAGUCUGGUACAAAGCUAUAAUCGUCACAAAGGAAGAUUGUUACAAGUCUCUGCAUUUGUACCAGCCGGCACCACGAUUCUCGCAGAUAUACCAUAUGCUUUGACCCCAUCUCUAGAUCCAUCCCAUCCUAACGCCCCGAUUUGCAGUAAUCUGAAAUGCCGCAAACAGGUAUCACAGUGCACACAGAGAGAGAGUUGCCAAAGGAAUUGCAUCCGAGAUGUUGUUUGGUGUAACAACCUUUGUCGAACUGCAGAUCAGGCUCGCCAUGACUUUGAAUGCGCUUGGUUGAAGAAUUACGGAGAAACUAUUCGUCAAAAUGAGGGUCAAUAUGAUUUUACCAUGCUUUGGACAGUCAUGCGUCUUCUAGCUGGAAGGUACUUUGAGCUACAGGUAGGAUCCAGGCCAUCAAAGCUCUAUUCCUGGGAAGAUCGGUUCCAGCGGGGAUGGGAAUCUAUUGAAAUCCUUCACAGUAACCGGGAGAACUGGCCUCAGACGCAGAUUUUGCACUGGAAAAGGCUAGUUGAGGUAUACCUGACUCAUGAUAACCAGUCAGAUCUCAGUGUUGAUGACCUAGUGGAUCUCGUCUGCAAAGAAGAGUCUAAUUCAUUCGGCCUAUAUCCAAAGGACACUGGGUUAUUUCCAAUUUCGGACCCCCCAGUCGAACGAGGCGUGGAUUACGGAUUGGGUAUUUAUCCAAGAGCCACUAUAAUCAACCAUUCCUGCAUUCCAAACGUCACCUGGAAACCAGACAACGAUGGACGGAUGGUUUUGACGACUUCGCGAGAUCUUGCCGCAGGCGACGAGUGCUUCAUUUGCUAUUUUGAUCCGUGCAAGUAUGUAGAUGUGAAAGCACGGCAAAAGCUACUGCAAGAAAACUUCCUAUUUUCUUGUCACUGUGAUCGAUGCACUCAAGAACAAGCUGAGGAAGUCUAUAGCCGCUUAGAGUAG
Messenger RNA from Penicillium atrosanguineum, 1869 nucleotides. RefSeq lists its product as uncharacterized. NCBI's taxonomy places the organism in Eukaryota, Fungi, Ascomycota, Eurotiomycetes, Eurotiales, Aspergillaceae. The transcript has 2 exons. Gene Ontology annotation, molecular function: protein binding. The record is from RefSeq and is a predicted model, not a curated record. The coding region runs from base 1 to 1869 and encodes 622 amino acids.